AUGCUAUAUCGUUUAUUAAUACACCAAAGUAAUACCGUCAUACGUAAAGCACUAACUAGAUCUAUACUACUUUCCAGAAUACCCAUAAACAGAUCAAAUCAUUACAAUCAUUAUAAUCACACUAUACCCUUCAUUAUUCAAACAUGUUCAUUUUCGAAUUCAAGCAUCUUGUCCAGAUAUUUUCCAGUCUCAAAGAUCGAAAAUUACGAUCCUAGUACUUACAAAACAUUAGCAUUUUAUAAAUUUUAUCCCCUUCCACAAACUCAAUUAGAAGCAUUAAGGGAGAAGCUAUUAGCUGAUUUUGGAGAAUUGGGUAUUGUAGGCAGAAUCUACAUUGCAAAGGAAGGCAUCAAUGCUCAAAUUUCUUGUCCUGAAGAAUGUUUGCCCAAGCUACGAGAAUAUCAUAAAAAUUAUUUGACACCUUUGUUUGGUGGUGAUUUAAUGGACUUGAAUAUAGGUACUGAGCAUGGUAGACGAGCAUUUCGUAGUUUGCAUGUUCGAAUUCGUAAACAGAUUGUUGCAGAUGGUUUAGAUCCCAGUACAUAUGAUUUAAAUAAUAGACCUUCUCAUUUAUCACCUGCAGAAUGGCAUGAAAAACUAACUAACUAUGAAAAGGAGCAUAACAAGAAGCCUGUAUUAAUUGAUAUGCGCAACCACUAUGAAAGCGAUAUUGGUUUUUUUGAAAAUGCGAUUUGUCCUGAUGCAGGAACAUUCAGAGAUAGUAUUAAAGCAAUGAAUGAAAUUUGUGAAAAUUUACCACGUGAUGAAGAGGUAUUUAUGUAUUGUACGGGUGGUAUUCGUUGUACGAAAGCAGGUGCAAUCCUUCAAUCGGCUUCUGGAUUUAAAAAAGUGCAUCUUGUUGAAGGUGGCAUCACAGCUUAUGGUCGAUGGAUUGCAGAGCAAAAAGAUAAGCAAUCAUUAUUUAAGGGUAAAAAUUUCACGUUUGAUGCUCGUAUGGGGGAAAGGAUUACAGACGAUGUCUUUGGAAAAUGCCAAAUUUGUGGACAGCCGUGUAAUCGUUAUCAAAACUGUGCACAUUCUUCCUGUAACAUUAUGAUGCUGUGUUGUCCUAGUUGCGCAUCCCAGUUCUUAAAUACGUGCGCUCGUCUAAAAUGUUAUGAUACAGUGCAUGACUUUUUAACGUCUACUAAAGAACAUUUUAAACCAGCUGGACCUAAUGUAGUUAAUGGUGUACGUGCUUUUACUAAACAAGGUGAGAAUAACAUGGAUGCUUCAUCCAAGCGUAUCGUUGUUGGAAAACAAGGUGAAAGCUGUGAUAAUGAACAUAAUCGUCGUAUGCGUGCUAUUGAAGUUUUAGGUGAACCCGGUGAAGUUUUAAAAGAAUGGGCUAAGGCAGGUCGAGAAUUACCGCCCAAAGCUGAUCGAUCUACAUAG
Messenger RNA from Cokeromyces recurvatus, 1395 nucleotides. RefSeq lists its product as uncharacterized. The coding region runs from base 1 to 1395 and encodes 464 amino acids. NCBI's taxonomy places the organism in Eukaryota, Fungi, Mucoromycota, Mucoromycetes, Mucorales, Mucoraceae. The transcript is spliced from 2 exons. The record is from RefSeq and is a predicted model, not a curated record.